CUAGCGUGCAUACCUAGCAAAAUUAUUUGUGGUAAAAUAAAAUAUCGCUGGUUUUCUCAGCAUCUCAUCCACGUCGUCGCUCUGUUUUAGCACACCCUGCUCAACACGUCUGAGCUCGAUCGGUCAGCAGGCCGGAGUUGACCGCCGGCGGCGUGCCCCCACGCGACCGCGGCCCCUGAGGCGACCGCGAGCCGUUUCCAUUCCAGAAUAAAGAAAGAGGAGGAAGAAGAGAAGCCGAGUUCCUCGAAUGGUAAGCAGGCGUUGACCAGAACAGAUUGGAUCACAUCGCCACCACCACCACCACCUGAUGAUUCCACGAAAGAUAAACACAUCCCAUCCGAUCAGAUAGCUUAUCAUCCUCCAUACUUUUUAGUUGAUUGAUGCGGAGAUAGGUAGGCGGGCGUUGACUUUGCCUGGCGCGCGCGCGGCGGGCCACGGCUCAGCUCACCUCCCUCGCCGUCGCCGGAGCCCGGACGAGGACGGACGCCGGGGCCUGGGGGCGGGGGCAUGUGAAAUGGCGGCGCUGGAGAUCGCCUUCGCCGCCAUCAGCGUCGCGGUCAUCGUCGCCAUUGCCUACUUCCUCCACACGUGCUCGCGGGAGGCCACGCCCGUGCCGAUGCCGCCGCCCCCCGGCGCGGAGGAGGCCGCCGCCGCAGCCGGCGACGUCGAGAUGCAGGCCGGGAUGGACGAGGCCGCGAUCAGCGCGCUGCCCAAGGUGGUGGUGCGCGGCGGGGCCGGGGAGGCGUCGUCGUCCUCGUCGUCCACGAGCUGCGCGGUGUGCCUGGGGGAGUACGACCGGGGAGACGUGCUGCGGGUGCUGCCGGACUGCGCGCACUCGUUCCACCGGCCGUGCGUCGACCAGUGGCUGCGCCUCCGCCCCAGCUGCCCCGUCUGCCGCACGCCGCCGGCAGCCCCCUCGCCCAGCCAAACGUGAUUUUUUUUUCUUCUUUUGUUCCGAAACUCUCGAGAUGUAAAGCAAAGUGUAUGUAUAGUUGUUUAUACUUCACUGCAAAUAUUAUUCGUGGGUAUCCAGAAAAUCGGUCGCAUUCUAAAUCACUAAUGUUUUGGUGAUGAGGGCGAGCCAGCCGGAGAGAAGCAGUCAAAAAACUACAUGCACCAUCAAAUUGGCACAUCACCAAACCAUCUACUUAAACUACAUACACACCUUAUACAGUCUAAAAAAAACUACA
This is a messenger RNA of Triticum aestivum (bread wheat), 1190 nucleotides long. RefSeq names its product RING-H2 finger protein ATL70-like. The record is from RefSeq and is a predicted model, not a curated record. Bases 515 to 934 code for a protein of 139 amino acids. The transcript has a single exon. NCBI's taxonomy places the organism in Eukaryota, Viridiplantae, Streptophyta, Magnoliopsida, Poales, Poaceae.